Messenger RNA from Castor canadensis (American beaver), 959 nucleotides. Its product is annotated as olfactory receptor 2H1. Gene Ontology annotation, cellular component: membrane. Gene Ontology annotation, molecular function: G protein-coupled receptor activity; olfactory receptor activity. NCBI's taxonomy places the organism in Eukaryota, Metazoa, Chordata, Mammalia, Rodentia, Castoridae. The record is from RefSeq and is a predicted model, not a curated record. Gene Ontology annotation, biological process: G protein-coupled receptor signaling pathway.
AUGGUUAACCAAAGUUCCCCAGUGGGCUUCCUCCUUCUGGGCUUCUCAGAAUACCCACAACUGGAAAAAACUCUUUUUGUGGUUGUCUUAACUUCCUACCUCCUGACCUUGAUGGGCAACACACUCAUUAUCCUGCUAUCUAUGCUGGACCCCAGGCUCCAUAAUCCAAUGUACUUUUUCCUCUGCAACCUCUCCUUCUUGGACCUCUGCUUCACUACAAGUUGUGUCCCUCAGAUGCUUGUCAACCUCUGGGGCCCUGUGAAGACUAUCAGCUUCCUAGGCUGUUCUGUCCAACUCUUUAUUUUCCUGUCUCUGGGGACCACUGAGUGCAUCCUCCUGACAGUGAUGGCCUUUGACCGCUAUGUGGCUGUCUGCCAACCUCUCCACUAUGUCUCCAUCAUCCACCCUUGUCUGUGCCGGCAACUGGCAGCUGUGGCCUGGGUUAUGGGUCUGGUCCAAUCCAUAGUCCAGACACCACCCACCCUCCACCUGCCCUUCUGUCCCCACCGGAAGAUAGAUGACUUUUUAUGUGAAGUUCCUUCUCUAAUUCGACUGUCAUGUGGGGACACCACGUUUAAUGAGAUACAGUUGGCUGUGUCCAGUGUCAUCUUCGUGGUUGUGCCUCUCAGCCUCAUCCUUGUGUCUUACAGUGCCAUUGCCAGAGCAGUGCUAAGGAUUAACUCGGCUGUAGCAUGGAAAAAGGCUUUUGGGACCUGCUCCUCCCAUCUCAUGGUUGUCACUCUCUUCUACAGCUCAGUCAUUGCUGUCUACCUCCAGCCCAAAAAUCCCUAUGCCCAAGACAGAGGCAAGUUCUUUGGUCUCUUCUAUGCAGUGGGCACGCCUACUCUUAACCCUCUCAUAUAUGCCCUGAGGAACAAGGAGGUAAAGAGGGCAUUCUGGAGGUUUCUGGGGAAGGAUGAAGAGUCCAGGGAGAGCUGAGGAGAAGUACUUAAUGUAUU